AUGGAUCAUUUGGAGCCGGAGAGCAAAUUAAAUGAUGUAAGAGGUUCGGAACAAGACGAAAAAAUCAUAAAGGACAGUAAAAGUGAUCGUGAAGAUAAUGACGACGAUAUCCAGUUUACCGACGCAGAAAAUGGAGAAGUAAAAUUAUCGUCGGAAGACAGUCUAACGAAAGUAACAAACAAAGAUAGCGUGAAUAUAACCUCGGAUUCCAAAACCUUGGAGUCAGCAGAUGACGACGACAAAAACAAAAAAGUAAAAUUUUCAGAUAUUGAUAUGGGACUUGGAUUAAACACUCUGUUAUCAACAAAACAAAGG
Iphiclides podalirius (scarce swallowtail) is the source of this 315-nucleotide messenger RNA. The record is from the annotation of a GenBank genome assembly. Lineage: Eukaryota; Metazoa; Arthropoda; Insecta; Lepidoptera; Papilionidae.